Molecule: messenger RNA, 1484 nt
Organism: Galeopterus variegatus (Sunda flying lemur)
Lineage: Eukaryota; Metazoa; Chordata; Mammalia; Dermoptera; Cynocephalidae
Gene: ADAMTSL1
Product: ADAMTS-like 1
Exons: 8
Coding region: 1-1386 (461 amino acids)
Biological process (GO): extracellular matrix organization
Cellular component (GO): extracellular matrix
Molecular function (GO): metalloendopeptidase activity
Source: RefSeq, a predicted model, not a curated record
AUGUGUUUGGCUGAUGUGUUUCUUUUCUUCUUCCUAGGUGUGCCUGAAGCUGAAGUCACUUGGUUCAGGAAUAAAAGCAAACUGGGUUCCCCUCCCCAUCAGCAUGAGGGCUUCUGGCUGCUCCCGAAUGUGUCCUCCUCGGAUCAGGGCCUGUACUCCUGCAGGGCAGCCAAUGUUCAUGGACAGCUGACUGAGAACACCCAGCUGCUGAUCCUAGAUCCCCCCCAAGUCCCCACACAGUUGGAAGACAUCAGGGCCUUGCUCUCAGCCACUGGACCGAACCUUCCUUCGGUGCUGAUGUCUCCUCUGGGAACACAGCUGGUCCUGGAUCCUGGGAAUUCUGCUCUUCUCGGCUGCCCCAUCAAAGGUCACCCCACCCCUAAUAUUACCUGGUUCCAUGGUGGUCAGCCAAUUGCCACAGGACUGAUGCAUCACAUCUUGGCAGCUGGACAGAUCCUUCAGGUUUCAAAUCUUAGUGGCGGGUCACAAGGGGAAUUCAGCUGCCUUGCUCAGAAUGAGGCAGGGACACUCAUGCAGAAGGCAUCUUUAGUGAUCCAAGAUUACUGGUGGUCUGUGGACAGACUGGCGACCUGCUCAGCCUCCUGCGGCAACAGGGGGAUUCAGCAGCCCCGCCUAAGGUGCCUGCUGAACAGCACAGAGGUCAACCCUGCACACUGUGCGGGGAAGGUUCGCCCUGCCGUGCAGCCUGUCGCCUGCAACCGGAGAGACUGCCCUUCUCGAUGGAUGGUGACCUCCUGGUCUGCCUGUACCCGGAGCUGUGGGGGAGGCAUCCAGACCCGCCGGGUGACCUGUCAAAAGCUGAAAGCCUCUGGGAUCUCCAUUCCCGUAUCCAAUGACAUGUGUGCCCAGCUCGCCAAACGGCCUGUGGACACCCAGGCCUGUAACCAACAGCUCUGUGUGGAGUGGGCCUUUUCCAGCUGGGGCCAGUGCAAUGGGCCUUGCAUCGGACCUCGCCUAGCUGUGCAGCACAGACAGGUCUUCUGCCAGACACGGGAUGGCAUCACCCUACCAUCAGAGCAGUGUAGUGCCCUUCCGAGGCCUGUGAGCACCCAGAACUGCUGGUCAGAGGCGUGCAGCGUACACUGGAGGGUCAGCCUGUGGACCUUGUGCACGGCAACCUGCGGCAACUACGGCUUCCAGUCCCGACGUGUGGAGUGUGUGCAUGUCCGCACCAACAAGGCAGUGCCUGACCACCUGUGCUCCUGGGGGCCCCGGCCUGCCAACUGGCAGCGCUGCAACAUCACCCCGUGUGAAAACAUGGAGUGCAGAGACACCACCAGGUACUGCGAGAAGGUCAAACAGCUGAAGCUCUGCCAACUCAGCCAGUUCAAAUCUCGCUGCUGUGGAACGUGUGGCAGAGCAUGAAGACAGGGCAUGGGGAACAGCUCUACCCUGGCCACGCAAAGGACUCACGCAACCACCUUGGACAGAACUGAAGCCUUCUUCAUUUAUUUAUUUAUUUC